This is a messenger RNA of Lizanozyma spartinae, 3615 nucleotides long. It is a transcript of the gene RSE1, whose product is annotated as U2 snRNP complex subunit. The record is from RefSeq and is a predicted model, not a curated record. Gene Ontology annotation, cellular component: U2 snRNP; nucleus. Gene Ontology annotation, molecular function: protein binding; U2 snRNA binding. Gene Ontology annotation, biological process: mRNA splicing, via spliceosome. The transcript has a single exon. NCBI's taxonomy places the organism in Eukaryota, Fungi, Ascomycota, Pichiomycetes, Serinales, Debaryomycetaceae. Bases 1 to 3615 code for a protein of 1204 amino acids.
AUGAUAGAGCAAGAUUCUGUAUAUUUGUAUCACUUGACCCUAAGAGCAGCCUCAGGAGCCUUUAGAUCAUGCACAGGACGAUUUCGAGGGUUAAAGAGAUCAGAAGAAAUCGUCCUAGCAAACUCCACAACAAUAGAACUCUGGAUCCCUGAUUCGGAUACAGGGAAGCUUAAGAAACAAACUAUUCAACAUGCAUUUGGUAUAAUACAAUGUAUAGACAAGAUACGAUUGGCUGGGGCUACCAAGGAUCUUCUUGUGAUUACAUCUGAUUCCGGGAAGCUUGUGGUUGCCGAAUAUGAUAAUGAACUGCAACGAUUCCACCCCAGGGUGCAAGAACCUCAUUCCAAGAGUUUCCUUCGGAGAAACACUCCCGGUGAGUAUCUUGCUAUUGAUCCCGAGAACCGAGCUUUGAUGAUAGCGUCAAUUGAACGGAAUAAACUUGUAUAUAAGGUAGAGUCGUCUACUACUACUAAAGACAGUACAUUGAAGAUGUCGUCACCGUUGGAGGCGAUGUCGAAGAACGCAAUUACGUUAGCCCUAAGCUCUUUAGAUGUUGGGUUUAAUAAUCCCAUGUUUGCAGCAAUUGAGAUUGACUAUACUCCGUAUGAACAGAAUGACAACGUGUAUGAUACCGUCUAUAGUGACGUCCAAUUGAACUACUAUGAGUUGGACCAAGGUCUUAAUUACAUCACCAAGUCCAAGCCAAAGAGUAUCCCUGGAUCGCCGUGUUCCAACAUUAUAGCUCUUCCUAAUACGGUAGGAGGCAUCUUGGUUACGUGCGAUUCCUUCCUUGUGUAUGAUCGACCAUCAUCAUCUUCAUCAACACUAUAUGUUCCACUUCCCAUACGAGAGGGAACAUCACUGACGAUCAUAGUCAACCACGUAGUACACAGGCUCCCCAAGGACGAGUUCUUUGUGUUGCUCCAAAGCAGUGUAGGGGACUUGUUCAAGUUGACUGUGACUAUGGACGAAGAUGAGCAGCUGGUCCGAGACAUUCAGGUCAAGUAUUUUGAGACGAUUCCUCCGUGCAACAGCAUCAACAUCUUGCGCAGUGGCUUCUUGUUCGCCAACGUCCUUAAUAACAAUAAGAUGUUCUUUCAAUUUGAGAGUUUGGGUGACGACGGUGACGAUAACUACAAGGUGCUACAUCUGAGCCACGAACUAACGGACGUUCACGGCCACCACCGAUUCAAACCAAGAUCAGAAAAGUAUUUAUCGCUAGUUGACGUACUUGACUCCUUGGAACCAAUAGUGGACGCGGUAUUGAUUGAACAUACUCUGAAACAGUCACCUGAUCCCAUCAAGAAAGUAGCGCUACUCUCUUCCAAAUCGUACUUGAAAGAGCUCCAACAUGGGUUCCAGACGUACGAGCUUGCACUGUCACCACUCCCUAUCAAUGCUACAGAUGUGUUUAUCACCAAGUUGACUUCCAGUGCUGUGAACGACGAGUACAUGGUGAUCUCUUCGUCGUUGUCUUCCCAGACCAUCGUCUUGUCUAUUGGUGAAGACGUUGAGGAGGUGACAGACUCCAACUUUGUAUUGGACCAGGCUACGUUGGGUGUCCAACAAGUGGGGAAACACUCGCUAGUACAGAUAUACGCCAAUGGGAUAAGACACAUUGACUCCACCACCAAGAAGACUACAGACUGGUACCCACCAGCAGGGAUCCACAUAGCCAAGAUGAGCACCAACAGCCACCAAGUGGUAAUAGCGUUGAGCAACUUUGAGGUGGUGUACUUUGAAGUCGAUGCGGUGGAUGACCAACUUAUCGAGUAUCAAGAUCGGCUCGAGCUCACCCAUGGUGUUUCGGCGAUGGGGAUGCUAUUGGCAACAGACUCUAAGAGUCCAUUUGUGAUCAUCGGAGGCACUGACGAAACCAUUCAGGUGGUGUCUCUCUCAUUACACAACUGUCUUGAAGUGAAGCUGAUGCAGGCACUCUCUUCCAACAGUACGUCUAUCUUGAUCAGGGGGAACAGUGUCCAUAUAGGGAUGGAGGAUGGGAUGUUUGUUACCACCAGCAUCAACCUUGCAACCGGUAAGUUGUAUGAUUCCCGAACGCAGUAUCUUGGGUCUAAACCCGUGAGACUUUCGGCCAUAAUGGUCAAUGGCGAGCCAUGUGUGCUUGCCUUAUCAACAGGAGCGUUUCUAGGCUAUUCUAUAGGAAAGGGAGGACCCUUCAAGCUUACUCCGUUGAUAGGUGUAGAUAUCACCAGUGGAGGUGCCAUUACCUCCGAAGAAUUGGGUGAGAUGCUCGUGGGGAUAAAUAGACACGACAUGAAGCUCUUUAAACUUGGUACCGAGGAUCAGGAACUUAGUACGCUAGAGGAAGAUCUCUUCAUCAGCUCAAAGCAGUUAAGGUUCCAGCCCAAACGUUUGGUGAUAAGGAACAACUUCAAGUAUAUCAUCGAGUCGGAAUACAAGGUCAAAAGUCCGGACUCCGACAUAAAGGAAGACAUACCGGUGUUUGGAUACACCAGCACGCCUAACUCCUGGGCUUCAUGUAUUCAAGUGCUUGAUGCUAGCAAUGAGAUAAUACAAACAGUGCAACUUGAAGGGAACCAUUGUGCAUUAUCACUUUGUUAUACAGGGUUUGAAGAUGACAACAUUAGUACUACUAGUACUACUGAAAGUUACUUGAUUGUUGGAAUGUCCAAGGACCUCCAAUACCUUCCAAUGGCCUCUAACUCCGGCAAUGCGUUGAUGACGUUCCGAAUCUUCAAGGAUGGGACCUUAAAGCUCCUCCAUUCGACAGACAUAGAGGGUCCUCCCACGGCCAUGGUAUCGUUGGGCAACAGACGACUUUUAGUCGGCUCCAACAACUACUUGAGAGUAUACGGAUUAGGAAAGUCCCAACUCCUUCGGAAGAGCACCACCAGAGUCGAAUACCUUACAAAUGUCGUGCGACUUUGUUAUCAGGGUAACCAACGAGUGGUCAUAGGUGAUGCGAAUAAGUCUACAGUGUUUGCGACAUUUGAUGAUGUUCUGAACCAAUUCAUGAUGUUUGCUGACGACACAAAGAAUCGUCAAAUCACAUGCUUGACGACAUUGGACUACGACACGGUCAUAGGCGGAGAUAAGUUUGGGAAUGUGUUUGUCAAUCGGUGUGGGGCCCAAAUGUCUCGACUGGCUGACGAAUAUUGGUCCAAGUUCCAAGUCGACCGGUUGAACGGAUCUAGUGGGAGACUCACCAAUGUAUGUGAGUUCUACGUUAAUGAUGUUCCAACGUCAUUUAUUAAAGGUUCAUUGAUAUAUGGGGGGGAAGUCGACCCCAUAAUAUAUACUGCAGUUAAGGGCACGGUGGGACUCUUAUUACCAUUAUCUACAAAGUCCGAGGUGGAGUUCCUCAUGUCCUUGGAACUGACUAUGAAAAAGUAUCUUGAUUAUAACUUUGAUGACUUCAACAAGAAUACAAAGGGGUAUAAUCUUUUGGGGAAAGACCAUCAAAAGUUUAGAGGAUAUUAUAAUCCUGCUAAGAAUGUCAUUGAUGGAGAUUUGAUCGAAAGAUACUUUGAACAACCGGUGAGUAUAAAGCAAUUGGUAGCCAAGGACAUGGAAAAGACUAUCAGAGAAGUUGAAAAGAAGAUCCAAGAUCUUCGUCUCCGAGUGGCCUUUUAG